AUAUUUUCAUCUAACCCGAUAAUCCGGAAACUGGUAAUGUUUGUGCAAAGAAUUCGAGGGCUCUUCACGAUGACGAAGAAGAGUCCUUGUUCCAUUCAAGCUUUAUUCGACCUUUGUAAGCAGACUUUUGCGUCUUCUGCAACUUCAUCACCUUCUUCUCAAGCUAUCCACAAGCUUUAUUCGCUUUUGGAUACAAUUGGUCCUGAAGAUGUUGGACUGAAAGAUGAAAGCCGAGAGGAUGAAAGAGGUCAUGGUCUUUUUGGACUCAAUGUCUUCAACAGGGUGGAUCGCUGGGCUCAACCGAUUACAUAUGUGGAUAUACACGAGGGUCAAAACUUUACUAUGUGCAUGUUUUGUUUCCCAACUUCUGCUGUCAUUCCGUUGCAUGACCAUCCUGGAAUGACUGUUUUGAGCAAAGUCCUCUAUGGAUCCUUGCACGUGAAAGCUUAUGAUUGGGUUGAGCCAGCUUGCAUCAGGAAAAGUGAACGUGCUGGUCAUCCUACAGUGAGACUGGCUAGGUUGGCGGUUGAUAAGGUCGUAAGUGCACCACAUGGUACAUCGGUUUUGCAUCCCAAGAGUGGAGGGAAUCUGCACUGUUUUACUGCCGUUACACCUUGUGCAGUUUUUGACAUUCUUGCUCCUCCUUAUCUUGAAGCAGCUGGCAGAAGAUGUACCUACUACCAUGAUUAUCCUUAUUCCAGCUUUGCACAUGGAGAUGAAAUUGUUGAUAAUGGAAAGGAACAAGAAUAUGCAUGGCUUGCUGUGGUUGAUACCCCAGAGGAUCUGUACAUGCGCCCAGGAAGGUACAUGGGUCCAGACAUCCAGAGGUAGCAAUAUACGUUUUCCUGCAUUUGAUCAAGUACGGAGUGUGGAUGUUCAUGGAGCCCUUUUACUGUGAGCCUACCCAAGAUUGACCUAUAAAUGAUGCUUAACUGAUGUGUAUCUUUUUUUUCUCUUCAUAAUCUUCAAGAAGGCUGUUGAUCAUGUUGUUAGAAUCAUGAAAAUGCUACAGUAUUAUAUCGUAGUCAAGUCUUUGGCAUUGUAUAUUGGAGUUUGUAUUAGUUCCCUACUUAUGGACUACACUGGAUAUGUUGUAUUAGUUCCAUAUGAUCAUCAUCUGCUACCCCCGGCAUGUCAACAAAGUAUUUCACUUUUGAGACCUGAAAUUGAAGAUCUUUCAAUCACUCCAAUGUUUAUUAAUAUGUCAUUAAUCUUAGGCGUUGAUGCUGAACUUUUUAUUGUAAUUGAAAAGUGUACUGUCAAUUGUACUCAAGUUUCCAAGCCUUGAUUUA
Molecule: messenger RNA, 1292 nt
Organism: Solanum pennellii
Lineage: Eukaryota; Viridiplantae; Streptophyta; Magnoliopsida; Solanales; Solanaceae
Product: plant cysteine oxidase 3
Exons: 5
Coding region: 37-831 (264 amino acids)
Molecular function (GO): oxidoreductase activity, acting on single donors with incorporation of molecular oxygen, incorporation of two atoms of oxygen
Source: RefSeq, a predicted model, not a curated record